Molecule: messenger RNA, 546 nt
Organism: Aaosphaeria arxii CBS 175.79
Lineage: Eukaryota; Fungi; Ascomycota; Dothideomycetes; Pleosporales
Product: phosphotyrosine protein phosphatases I
Exons: 2
Coding region: 1-546 (181 amino acids)
Biological process (GO): protein dephosphorylation
Molecular function (GO): protein tyrosine phosphatase activity
Source: RefSeq, a predicted model, not a curated record
AUGGCGAUCGACCAAUCAACGAUACAGCCUGUGUCCGUUCUUUUCGUCUGUUUAGGCAACAUCUGCCGCUCGACGAUGGCAGAGGGCGUCUUUCGCUCCUUGACGCAACAUCCUUCGCACCCAUUAGUAUCGCACGUCGACUCCAGCGGAACCGGUGCCUAUCACGCUGGCGAUGACCCAGAUUACCGUACCAUGGAGACACUGGAGAAGCAUGGUAUAACCGACUACACGCAUCGCGCACGCAAAUUCCGACGUGGGGAUUUUAAAAACUUUGAUUAUAUACUUGCUAUGGAUAAAACGAACCUAAGAAAUCUCCUCAGUAUGCGGAAUGAGGAAGUCAGGAUUUCCGGCGGAGAAGCAGGUCUAGGGAAGGUCAUGCUGUUUGGCGAAUUUGGAGGUAAGGGGAAGGAGAAAGGCACGACAAAAGGAGAAGUAAUUGAUGAUCCGUAUUACGGGGAUGACAACACUGGAUUUGAAGUGGCAUACGAGCAGUGUACUCGAUUCUCGCGGGCUUUUCUGAAAGAGUUGGAGGCAGGCAACUUGUAG